This is a messenger RNA of Mytilus trossulus (common blue mussel), 2243 nucleotides long. RefSeq names its product guanylate cyclase soluble subunit beta-2-like. Gene Ontology annotation, cellular component: guanylate cyclase complex, soluble. Bases 108 to 2243 code for a protein of 711 amino acids. The transcript has 12 exons. The record is from RefSeq and is a predicted model, not a curated record. NCBI's taxonomy places the organism in Eukaryota, Metazoa, Mollusca, Bivalvia, Mytilida, Mytilidae. Gene Ontology annotation, molecular function: guanylate cyclase activity; heme binding. Gene Ontology annotation, biological process: response to oxygen levels; cGMP biosynthetic process.
AAUUGUUUAGCAGUAUUCUUGGUGAUGUUUAAAGAGAUGAACAUGACCAUUAGGUUGUAAAUUACUAUCACUCAGGAGAUAUAGGAAAGUCAAUCAACAUUUAGAGAAUGUAUGGCAAAAUUCAUAAAUGUGUUAAGGAAUUGGUACUUUCAAAGUUUGGACAGGAUGCGUGGAACAAAGUUAUGAUAGAGGCAAACUUUGAUGAAACAAAAGACUUUUUGAUGUUCAAAUCGUAUGAUGAUGAAAAGACAUUCCAGCUUAUCACUGCAGCAUGUAAAGUUAGCGGUUUACCACUCGAAACUGUACUGGAAGUGUUUGGGCAAACGUGGCUAAAGUUCUGUAUGGACAAUGGUUACGAAGAAAUGUUACGAACUCUUGGUGGUGAUUUUACAUCGUUUGUUCAAAACCUUGAUGCUUUACAUGCUCAUUUAUCAAGAACAUAUACAAAGCUUAACUAUCCUUCAUUUAGAUGUGAAACAAACAAUGACGGAACAUUGACCCUACAUUAUUAUUCGAAGCGAUCAGGACUGUAUUACAUUGUUUUAGGAGUAAUCCCCCAAAUAGCUAGUGUCUUGUACAAUCAGAAAGCAACAAUAACUGUUGACAGUAGGGAAAAGCAGGAUAUAGAGAAUGGAAUUCUCGACGACCAUGUCAUUUUUACAGUAAAAUUGUCAAAGAGUAAUGGCAACACUUCUCUAAACAACAUAGAAGAUGACUGCGUAAAUGAACACAACAAAGAACUUGUUUGCAUCAGACCAACGUUUCCCAAGCAAACAAUAAUUCAAGCUAAACAUUUUUGUAACAUAUUUCCAUACCAUCUUAUUUUUGACGAAAACUUUGUAAUUAAGCAAUGUGGUUCGAUGAUACAAAUCCUCCUAAAAACAAAGAUGGAGAGAGGAUCCAGUUUAACAUCGUUAUUUGAUCUAACUUAUCCUAGGGUCGAUUUCACCCUAACUAAUUUGAUGGCAUUCAUCAAUAGUGCCUUCGUGAUGACGUCUGUCAAGAAAAGAAACGGCCAUAGUCUUGUACUCAAAGGUCAAAUGCGAUGGAUGCCAGAUAUAAGCCACAUGAUAUUUAUCAGCUCACCGUGUAUAUCAAGUCUACAGGAACUAAAGGCAAUGGACCUGUACAUAUCUGAUAUACCAUUGUAUGACGUCACACGAGAACUGAUUCUGCUUAACCAACAACGAAUGGCUGAGAUGGAAAUAGCAAAAAAGCUCGACGAGACAACUGCAGAUUUAACAAAAAUGUCAAAAGCUCUGGAAAUUGAAAAAAAUAAGACUGAUGAGUUAUUACAUGAAAUGUUGCCAACCAAAGUUGCUACCGAGUUAUUAGCUGGUAGAACUGUAGACGCAGAAAAAUUUGAAAACGUAACUAUCUUGUUUAGUGACAUCGUGACUUUCACCAAUAUAGCCUCAGCGUGUACACCGAUGGACAUUGUUAAUCUUCUCAACAACUUGUAUCAGAGGUUUGAUAACCUAACAACUGUACAUAAUGUAUAUAAGGUCGAAACUAUAGGAGAUGCAUAUAUGGUUGUAAGUGGUGUACCAACCAGAACAAACUCACAUGCAGAAAACGUAGCCAAUUUCUCUCUUGAUAUGGUCAACGAAGCAGGCAAAGUACAGUCUCCAGCUACAGGAGAGUCCAUUCAGAUCCGUGUCGGAUUCCACAGUGGAUCAGUUGUUGCAGGUGUUGUUGGACUGAAGAUGCCACGCUAUUGCUUGUUCGGAGAUACUGUUAACACUUCGUCCAGAAUGGAAAGUCAUGGUAUACCAGCUAGGGUUCAUGCAAGUCCACAGUCUGCAAAAUUAUUGAUUGACAAGGGGUACGUUUUCAGAGACAGAGGUAAAAAUAAGAUUAAAGGAAAAGGUUUAAUGAGCACCUAUAUUUUGAUCAACAGAUCCGGUCAAACAUACGAGGAACCUGACGAUGCUUUCUGCAAACUGCCUUUAGCUAAAACUGUUGAUAUGGACAUUGAAAUUGAAGUUUUACCAGAUAAAACUCAUGAAGAUAAAACCAAUGAAGAUAAAACCAAUGAAGAUAAACCCAAUGAAGAUAGAACCAAUGAAGAUAAAACCAAUGAAUUAAAGGAGCGAUCUAAAAGCCAGAUUCAAAGUCCAAUAAUCGACAAACCAGUAGAACGUCCAAAGAGUCGAUCAGUCAUUGUAACCAGACCAAUACCGAUAUCUAGAAGACACCAACCACUCCAGAAACAAAACAGCUCGACGUGUAUGCUGAGCUAA